Molecule: messenger RNA, 900 nt
Organism: Cladophialophora yegresii CBS 114405
Lineage: Eukaryota; Fungi; Ascomycota; Eurotiomycetes; Chaetothyriales; Herpotrichiellaceae
Exons: 4
Coding region: 1-900 (299 amino acids)
Source: RefSeq, a predicted model, not a curated record
AUGGCAAACACCAACGAUGACAAAGGAUCAACAUUGACCACCGCGUCCCCGACACGCCUGCGUCAGAUCGCCUUGGUGGCAGAGGAUCUCGACCGCGCUCAACAUCUCCUGACAACCGUUCUCGGGACGGAAGUCGUCUUUGUCGAUCCGCAGGUUGCGCAAUGGGGGUUGAAGAACUUUCUAGUGGCCAUCGGAGGCGAUCUCAUCGAAGUUGUCGCCCCUUUCAAAGACGACACCACCGCGGGCAGACUGCUCAAGAAGCGAGGCGAGGGAGGGUACAUGAUCAUCAUGCAGACGUUGGACGCCGCAGCGCGGAGAAAGGACAUUGAAUCCCGCGGCCUCGCGAGGGUGAUAUUCAGCCACGCGCACGACGAUGUGCUGUGCGUGCAGUACCAUCCGAAGGGAAUUGCGGGCGGGAUGAUGCCCGAAUUAGACUCGCACGCACCGUCGCCAACGAACCCCACGCCCCUAGAGAGCGCGUUCAGUCCGUGGCACGCCUGUGGGAGUGACUACCACAAGUAUUCGAGCGGGAUGAAGCGCUGUGCGCAUUUAAAGCUGCUCAACACCACGCUGCGUCUGGCGCCGGGGCAAGCAGACGUGGAAGCUGCCGCACGGCAGUGGGAGGACUAUUUCGGGAUCCCACGCGAGGGAAAAAGUCAGUUGGUGUUCACCAAUUCGAGGUUGAGCUUUGUGCCUGGAGUGGAUGGAAAACCGGAGGGGUUGGAGAGCAUCACCAUCGAGGUCAAGGGGAGGAGGAGAUUCGAAGGGAUGUUGGAUGUCGCGAGGAAAGAGGGUCUGUGUGGGGAUGGGUGGAUUAACAUGUUGGGCGUCAAGUGGUACUUUGUGCUCCAGGAAGAUGAGGAUCAAGGUGACCGGAAUCAGAGGGGGAGCAAGUUAUGA